AUGCCCAACGAAGACGCGCGCGUAGAAGCGUACCGAGUGCCGAAAAUCCCGCCCUUCUGGCGGCAGGCCCCGGAAGCAUGGUUCGUUCAAAUCGAAGCAUCCUUUCGAUCCGCGGGUAUCACAGUAGAUCGUACUAAGGCCGAUUGCCUGCUUACCGGAAUCGACGCCGAGACGAUCACGCAUGUCCUAGACUUAGUAACGGCGGACCCACCGCCGGAUAACCUGUACAAGCAGCUCAAAGACCGGAUUCUCGCGACAUUUGCGGUCUCACCGGAGGCCCGUUUACGGCAAUUGUUAAAGGGUCAGGUACUGGGGGACCGGAAGCCCUCACACUUAUUGAGUCAGAUGAAUCAGCUCAACGGCGGGCAAUGCAGCCCUGCCGUAAUAAGAUCUCUUUUUCUAGAGUUGUUACCCGACGCGCAUAAGACCAUUUUGGUCGCAAUGAACGAAUCUGACCCCCAAAAAUUAGCAGAAACCGCGGACAAGCUUGCGGACAUUAGUAGUCCUAGUUCCGCGGUCGCCGUUAUCGCACCAAAUAAAGAAUCUAAAAGCACUCGUCCUAAAGCUCCUUUGAGCACUGACGAACGGAUCAGUAGGCUUACUAAGCAGAUCCAGUCUUUGAGCACCGCGUUCGCAAAAAUGCGACGCGAACGAUCCACAUCCCGUACGCGUAAUAAAUCUAAGCGUGGUGAUGAAGCAGAUAAGUCUGAUGUUAAGACAGACUACUGCUACAUUCACCGUAAAUACGGGAAGAAAGCCACGUCCUGCCGCAAGCCUUGCUCGUGGAAAGAUGACGCGGCGGAAAACUAA
Messenger RNA from Vollenhovia emeryi, 810 nucleotides. RefSeq lists its product as uncharacterized. Bases 1 to 810 code for a protein of 269 amino acids. The record is from RefSeq and is a predicted model, not a curated record. The transcript has a single exon. Lineage: Eukaryota; Metazoa; Arthropoda; Insecta; Hymenoptera; Formicidae.